Molecule: messenger RNA, 967 nt
Organism: Emiliania huxleyi CCMP1516
Lineage: Eukaryota; Haptophyta; Isochrysidales; Noelaerhabdaceae
Exons: 1
Coding region: 42-833 (263 amino acids)
Molecular function (GO): phosphatidylinositol transfer activity
Source: RefSeq, a predicted model, not a curated record
CGAUCGCCACUCUGCCUCUCUCCGAUCCUGCUAAACCGGGUAUGACAACCACCAAGGCCGACCCCGCCUCGCCCGCGGCGGUGGCCGCGCUCAUGGAGCGGGUGGCUGCCCAGCCGGGAGCGAGUGAGUGGGUGGAUGAGGCCUGCUGCCGCAGAUACCUCGUCGCGAGGCAGGGCGACGAGGACAAGGCGGCGGCGAUGCUCUGCGAGACGCUUGACUGGCGCGCGCAGUUUCUGAGCGGCCUGGAGGCGCGUCACCGCAACAUUCGGCGCGCCAACGCGACGGGCAAGCUGCGGGUAUGCAGCUUUGCUGACCGCGAGGGUCGGCCCGUCCUGCGGAUGGCGCCGCGGCUCGAGAACUGCCGCAAUGAGCACGACGCGAACCUGAACAACCUGGUGUACCACAUGGAGCGGCUCACGGGAGGCCGGUCCGUGGCGGGCGUGCCUCCCUCUCCGGAUGGCAAGGCGAUCAUCGUCAUGGACUUUCGCGGCUUCUCGAUGUUCAACCAGCCCCCGAUGCGCACCAGCCGCGCCACGCUGGCGAUCCUGCAGAACCACUAUCCGGAGCGGGCGCACAAGUUCCUGCUCCUGCACGCGCCCGCCCUCUUCCACGCCUUCUACCGGGCCAUGUGGCGCUUCAUCGACCCGCGCACGCGCGAGAAGAUUGUGUUUGUCAAGCACGACCGCGAGGCGCUCGAGCGCCACUUUGAGCCGAGCGCGGUGGAGUGGCUCUCGGCGGCGCCCGGGGAGGGCGACGGGUGGGACGCGGACGAGUACUUUGCGGAGGACGACGAGCUGCCCUCGCUCACCAGCCCGCGGGCGGUGCUGCGCUGACGGAGGAGAGCAAUCGUGGUCAGUCCCGCUAUGGAUAUGCCCAACCCACAAAAUGAAUACGCAUCGCCUUAUGCUCUGGUUUCGGGUGCGUAACCUGGUGCGUAGACAGGCGCAGUUAUCAAAAUAAGGCAGAU